AUGAACCAGCCACUCCCGCCGCCCCCGGGCCAAUGGCAGUCCUCGGAUGACUCCAUGCGACAAUGGCUCCAGGCCAAAGCGGAGGAAGAUCGGAGGAAGCAGGAAGAAGAGAAGACGCGCCAAGAGACCUUGCGACUCGAACAGCGGAGGGUCGAACAAAGCAUGCUUCGUGAUUCCUUGCAGGCCGGUGUCCCACCUCAGAUGAUCCCGCUCAUCUUCGCCGGCAUCAGUCCCGGCGGUCUGCCGGCAUCGAUGCUCGAACUUACUCAACAAUACCUAGCUCAACCCUCUGCACCUCGCGGUCCUGCUCCGCAGAUGCCUGUCAUGUCUCAGACACAUCCCCAUGCCCAGCGCAGGCCUACACAUGUCCGCCAAGACUCCCGUACCAUUCCCUCUAAUGCAUAUGUUGCUCCACCGGUGCACCCUCAGACAGUGCCCCCUCCGGGAGUCCUGCUAUCCCAGCCAUUGCAUACUGUUGGAGCCUCUCCUACCCCGCAACCGCUGGGUCGUCCGUCAGUAUCCAAUGGCCCCGCUGAUCCACGCUUUGCUGUUGCAGCUAUCCCUCGCAUGAACCCUGGAGAGUCACAGCUCCAGCCGCCCAUCAAUCUCAGUAACGUACACUAUGCCCCAGGAUCGUCUAUCCCGUCAACUCAGCCUCCCCGAGGCAAGUCAUAUUCUGCGUCUCGCCAGUCCCCUCCAUCCCUAUACUUCCACCACUGGGUUCCUCCAGGUCAGACGGCAGGACAUGCGCAAUCGGGAAGAGGUAGGCAGGAAUCACCGGGUGCCGUACAAGGAUCUCGGCAGGUUGACUCCAACAUUUCUCCCGGACGGAAGAGGAAGGCCCAUGGGGCACAUCAUCCCGCGCCAUUGCCAUCGUCUCGUCCCCCGGAAUCCUUUCCUGGCUCUUCGCAGACAUCUCAGCCAGGUUCUCCGGCCCCGGAAUAUCAGACCGAGCAAGCAGCACCGCCGACGCAUCACCAUCACUCUCUCCCAAGAUCGAGUGACGCAUCUGCUUCGUACCAGAUACCGACUGAUGAUGUGAAAUGUGAGCACCGCAGUCGAGGUACUAGCCCGACCCACUCCUCAGAACGCAUGAUUGUGGAUGAUGCUAGAUCAAACCAGCGUGGUCGAGCAGAUAACGAGGACAGUUAUGAAGAGGAAAAUACCUCUGCAGGACAUGCCACCUCGCCCCACACAGUUCGGGUACAGCGAAGCGAAGCAGCCUCUUAUCACGACCCUCGCGGCAGUCCUGCCCGCUCAGCAACAGCAAAAGCUUUGCAACUGUCCCAAGAGCAUAAUUCAGCCUCGGGGCACUAG
Molecule: messenger RNA, 1317 nt
Organism: Aspergillus luchuensis
Lineage: Eukaryota; Fungi; Ascomycota; Eurotiomycetes; Eurotiales; Aspergillaceae
Exons: 1
Coding region: 1-1317 (438 amino acids)
Source: RefSeq, a predicted model, not a curated record